AUGUGUAAUACAUGUAACUCCCUGCCCCCCGCGUCACGCAGUGUUCCUACCCCUCUGCCCUCCUUGCCCUCCUACCCCUCUGCCUGCAGUGUUCCAGUGGUAGGGCGAGUGCUCCAGUGGUCGGGCGAGGUGCACUCGGUGCACAAGGUCAGCGCGGCUGAGUGCGCUGCAUGCACGUUUGUCAAGGCGAAGCAGCUCGUGCGCAACCGCAACUACGGGAGCAGCUACUGGUACAAGGCGGUUGGAACGGAAAGGACUGCAGCAACACGACAGACCACUAGCCUGUUUUCGAGUGUUCCAGUGGACGGGCGAGGUGCACUCGUGUUCCAGUGGACGGGCGAGGUGCACUCGGUGCACAAGGUCAGCGCGGCUGAGUAUGCCGCAUGCACGUUUGUCAAGGCGAAGCAGCUCGCACGCAACCGCAACUACGGGAGCUACUGGUACAAGGUGAACUGGAGGGAGUACGGCAAGACCAUCUACUUCAGCAGCAAGGCCAACAAGGACUGCAGCCUCGGGAUCAAGGUGGCGUUCAGUGUCGGGUCGUAA
Messenger RNA from Closterium sp. NIES-65, 546 nucleotides. NCBI's taxonomy places the organism in Eukaryota, Viridiplantae, Streptophyta, Zygnematophyceae, Desmidiales, Closteriaceae. The record is from the annotation of a GenBank genome assembly.